Mycena indigotica is the source of this 3318-nucleotide messenger RNA. RefSeq names its product Heat repeat protein. The record is from RefSeq and is a predicted model, not a curated record. Gene Ontology annotation, biological process: chromatin remodeling. The coding region runs from base 1 to 3318 and encodes 1105 amino acids. The transcript is spliced from 2 exons. Gene Ontology annotation, cellular component: cytoplasm. Lineage: Eukaryota; Fungi; Basidiomycota; Agaricomycetes; Agaricales; Mycenaceae.
AUGGCUUCUCCCAAUGACCUCUUCCAACGCCUCAAACUCGUAUGCGUGCCUCUCAUGGGCGCGUCACAUCUCACCCCAGCGUCGGUGCCAAACACACUACAGCUGUUAACCAAUCUACUUGACCUUUUGCGUGACAUAAAGGCGUCGGGAAACGCUCUGGACGAAAAGCUGUUGGGUUACACUAUUUAUCCGAUCCGAGUUUUGCUUUCACGCAACGAGUCUCCUGAAAUUCCCAACCAACUUCUGGAACGGAUAUUCUCCAUUUUGGCUUACCUUUGCGACGAUCUUUGGUGGACAUGCGAUCUAGAGCUGUGGGAGCAGAUUUUCAUUCUUUGUGGCUCAGUCAUUGGGGGUAUAGAAGGAAAGGGGAAAGGGAAAGUUCGCGAAGAUGAAACGAAAGAAGCGGCGGCGCAAUGCCUCUACUCAUUGCUUUGUUUGCGGGACAAUGCCACUGCAGGUGUUCAACCCAAAUCAUCCGCCUCUAGACUGGCGGAAAUCCAAGAGCAUGCAUCCUCUGAACGGUUCAUCCCUCUGCUGGGGCGGACAUUAGACGCUGCUCUGACAACGGCAAACUCACCGCAUCGAAAUUUAAAACUGGUUUCGCUCGACCUGUUACUGCUUCUCCUUGAAACCUACUUCCCUGAUGCCCUUGUUCCGACUGUUCUUCCUGGAGUUGUCAGCUCCAUGACGAAACUUGCCCUUGGGAAAAGUGGUAACCUGGGAUGGGCACAUGGCGCUGUCGUUGCGCGAUCUUUGAAGGUGCUCCAAAUUGUGGUAAUACGGUCUAUUGGUGAUGAUGUUUGUAUUCGCGAUGGGGCCGUGCAACCUGUCAAAGACCUCGAAGAUUUCUUAGACCUCUUAAACCCCUCCGCACCACCUGAACCAAGUGUGCCCGCUCGACCUUAUUUCACCUCAAGAACGACGUCAUGGCUGCGCGGAACUGCGACACAACUUCAUAUUGCUUUCAAUACUCUCACACCACUGGUAUCGCACACAAAUCCGACAGCCCUACUUGCUCUACAAGAACUGUCCUCUGAUGUCCUGCUCAACACAGCGUUGACCCUCCCCCAAACCAGACCGCUCCUCCUCUCCUUCUUGCUUUCGCUUUCGGUCUCCAACGCGCCGGGUGUUUCUGAAGCAUCUCGUAGCUCUUUGAUACAGCUACUUACCAAUCCCAGCAACGCUCGGCAGCCGUUGCUGCAGACGCUGGUGCACAGUACCAAAGACAACCUCACAACUUUACCGCGGUUACUCUCAUCCCAAUCUGAUUCCAAAGUGGAGCAUCUGGCUGGGAUUAUCAGCGCAACAUGCAUUCUCGCGAUGCCUUUUCAGAACAAACCGGGAAUUCCGUCUAUAUCAGCGGGUCUUGCCACCCUUUUAGGUCCAAGUGGCGGCAUCGAAAAGUGGGGGUGGCGUCUGUUGUCGGUUCUAGAGGUGGCUCCGUUGUCUUCAAUUCCUUCUGGCACAUCUACAGCUCAACUCAUGCUUGAAAAUGACGACGGUUCCCUCGAUCAGGUCAACUUCCCCCAACUUACUUUCAGAAAUCUGACGACUAUGAGUGCGCAUGAAGCAUUGACCCAGAUGUUUUUCAACCUAGGACGAGCAGCAGGAGACAGCUGUCUCCCCGCUGUCGAAUGGUUCCUCAAUGUGGGUUGCAAUGGAACGAGCAGUCGAGCCGUUUCUGCUUUAUGGUGCGCGUGUCGACUUCUGGAGGGGGUUUCUGGAGUACCGAUAUCUACCGAAAUGGAGACAGAGCAUCCUCGGCAAUCAAAACGUCUCGAUAAGCUAGCUCGAGGUGUUGCAAGGACUAUUUCCGAGCUGUGGGACAGACCGGAUGACGAUCUGAUGGAAGAUCUGCCUCAAAAGCCAGAUGAAGAAGACGACUCGUCAUCGAUAUUACAUCUGAAAGGCGUCGAUCGACUCGCAGACACUUUAAAGAUAACGCGGUCUUCGAACUCUUCGAACAUUAGACACAAUCCAUCACAACCAACUCUGCAUCGAAUUCUUUGCCUCCAGAUGCUUGCCGUUGUGUCAGGUGUACUACAAGCUCGGUCUGCCCCGCUGCUGCUGUACACUGUCUACCCCGUUUUGCACUCACUCGUCUCGCCUAAUUUCCAUUUGUCCGCAACAGCACUUGCGACACUUCACUUUAUGGCAAGAAGUGCAUCGUAUGCCUCUCCGUCUAACCUUCUGCUCUCCAACUUCGACUAUGCAUUAGAUGCGGUCGCCCGCAGACUAACCCGAAGAUGGCUGGAUGUCGAUGCUACUAAGGUCCUUGUCAUUCUCGUCCGACUAGUUGGCAGUGACGUUGUGGACAAAGCCUCUGAUGUGGUCGAGGAAUGUUUUGAUCGUCUUGACGACUUUCACGGGUAUGAAGUUGUUGUUGAGGGCCUAGUUGAGGUGCUGGGCGAAGUAAUCAAAGUCAUUGAAGUGCAAGAGGCCGGCAAAUCGAUUCCUCGUUCAAAUUCGCCCACUUUCAAUCCUCCAAACGAUGUAGAACAGAUGAGAUCAUUUGUCGAAUGGUUUCCGCGCCGACACGAGGAGAGAGAGCCUGAACCAGAGCCAGUAGAGCAACCACUGGAAUCCAAUAAACCCGAGCAUGUUGAUGAAGAACCAGCUGCAACUGCUACACAACUUUUGACAAAACAAAUUGUCACUCGGUCACUGUAUUUCCUCACUCAUGGAUCACCCGUUAUUCGAGCCAGAAUCCUAACCCUGCUCGCUGCCUCUGUCCCCGUGUUGCCGGAUUCGGCGUUAUUACCCUCGGUCCAUUCCGCUUGGCCGUUCAUUCUCAACCGACUCUCUGAUUCUGAGACCUAUGUUGUUGCUGCUACCGCAUCCUUGAUCGAUGCCUUGGUCACCUAUGCAGGAAGCUUCAUGUACCGAAGAAUGUGGAACGAUGUUUGGCCACGGUUUCGAACCAUUUUGGGAAAACUCGAUGCAGCAGACUCGACCAGUGCGUUGGCCCGGCGCGGUUGGGGGUCGGUAGGCUCCGAAUCGGCUUAUACGCAUUCACAUAGGCUCUAUCGCGCGUUGUUGAGAAGUAUGACCGCGACAAUGAAGGGUGUUCGCGCUCAGGAUGGUCCUGUUUGGCAGGCUCUUUUAGCUUUCCGUCGGUUUCUCCAUCGCCAAACGCACGAAGAACUGCAGAAGUGCGCAAGAGAAUUCUACCUGGCAGCCGUCGUGAAUAAUGCCGAUGCUGUUUGGUUGGCGUUGUCGAUGACUCUGUCAGACUCUGAUGAGCCAAGUAUGCUGUUCCUGCGACAACCGAAAUGGGAGAUAGCUGCGAAUGUCGAGUACAUCCUUCAACAAAAAUAG